AGUAAUGGCUCACAUGUUUGUACAGUUUUUACAGUGCAAUAGAAGCCUAUCUUGUGUAAAUUUCAACAAUACAUGUAUAAACGUAUCUCAGGAAAAUCUGAAUUUAAUGGUGCAAUUUACAGAUAUUUUUGCUAAGAGCAAUAUACAGUCAAUAACAACACCUACUGUAUGUAGCUGGUGGCGUUGGGAUGUUUGUAAGGUACUGGUAGAUGCACCAAAACUUGCUUAUCUAAAAAUAGAAGGCCCAGGAAAUAUUGCAAAUAUACAAGACUUUGUUAGAAUUGUAAACAACUGCAAGCACCUAAAGACAUUGUCUAUACAGGAAAUAGAUCUAGUUGAAGUGGGCAAAGAUUUGCUGACGGUGAUAUUGACAUCAGAGAAUUCUUGUGUGAACAAUCUUGACCUUAGGUUCUGCAGUAUUCAAGGAGACGAUAUUGUUACGGCUGCCGAAACCUCUUUAGAGACCCGCCAUCGUACUCGUAAACUUCAUAUUCUUGAUAUGAGCAUGAACAAAAUAAACAGAUUGCAGCAGACGACAAUCAAAAGACUUUAUAAAUCAUUGACAGAUAUUUUGAUUGUUGAUAUACCAGAUAGACCGCAGAUGGAGUUUGUUGCACAAAUGUGAAAUAUGUCUAAAAUUGAAAAAUAAAAUAUACUG
Molecule: messenger RNA, 658 nt
Organism: Ruditapes philippinarum (Manila clam)
Lineage: Eukaryota; Metazoa; Mollusca; Bivalvia; Venerida; Veneridae
Exons: 5
Coding region: 5-625 (206 amino acids)
Source: RefSeq, a predicted model, not a curated record